AUGGCCGUCUCCAAGACGAACGACGCGAGCAGCCAGGACGAGUUCCAGGCGGCCAAGUCCGGGACAAGCCCUGUAAAGUCGUUCCUAUCCGGCGGCUUUGGAGGCGUCGCCGCCGUUCUCGUCGGACACCCCUUCGACCUGACCAAAACCAGGCUGCAGACCGCCGCAGAAGGGACCUACACUGGCGGAAUCGACGUUGUCAAAAAGACACUCGCCAAGGAUGGCAUCCGAGGGAUGUACCGCGGCAUGCUCCCGCCGCUGCUGGGAGUGACGCCGAUCUUUGCGCUCUCCUUCUGGUCGUACGACAUGGGCAAGAAGGUGGUCUACGCGCUGACGCCCAAGCGCACUGACCCGCAACUCUCCUUGCCAGAGCUAGCUUUUGCCGGCUUCUUCUCCGCCGUACCCACCACACUCAUCGCCGGGCCCGCCGAGCGCGUCAAGGUGCUGCUCCAGCUGCAGGGGCAGGGCGCCAGCGCCGCCGGUCCCAAGUACAAUGGCCCCAUCGAUGUUGUGCGCCAGCUGUACAAGGAGGGAGGCCUCAAGUCAAUCUGGCGCGGGUCCGGCGCCACCCUUGCCCGAGACGGCCCCGGGUCUGCCGCCUACUUUUGCGCGUACGAAACCGUCAAGAAACUCCUCGCACCCGCUGGUGCCGACCCGGCGCAGCUGAACAUGCUCAACGUGAUCACCGCCGGCGGCCUGGCCGGCAUGGCCAUGUGGUCGCUCGCGAUUCCGCCAGACGUGAUCAAGUCACGCUACCAGGGCGCCCCGCAUGGCACAUACACCGGCUUCCUCGACUGCGCGCAGAAGACUGUCGCAAAGGAAGGCGUCAAGGCGCUCUUCAAGGGAUUCGGACCAGCCAUGGCGCGCGCGUUCCCCGCCAAUGCCGCCACAUUUGUCGGCGUAGAGUACUCGCUUCAGCUCAUGAACCAGCUGUGGUGA
Molecule: messenger RNA, 939 nt
Organism: Tilletiaria anomala UBC 951
Lineage: Eukaryota; Fungi; Basidiomycota; Exobasidiomycetes; Georgefischeriales; Tilletiariaceae
Product: mitochondrial carrier
Exons: 3
Coding region: 1-939 (312 amino acids)
Biological process (GO): carnitine transmembrane transport; mitochondrial transport
Cellular component (GO): mitochondrial envelope
Molecular function (GO): O-acyl-L-carnitine transmembrane transporter activity
Source: RefSeq, a predicted model, not a curated record